Eremothecium sinecaudum is the source of this 3534-nucleotide messenger RNA. It is a transcript of the gene NCR1, whose product is annotated as sphingolipid transporter. The record is from RefSeq and is a predicted model, not a curated record. The coding region runs from base 1 to 3534 and encodes 1177 amino acids. The transcript has a single exon. Gene Ontology annotation, cellular component: membrane. NCBI's taxonomy places the organism in Eukaryota, Fungi, Ascomycota, Saccharomycetes, Saccharomycetales, Saccharomycetaceae.
AUGAGAGUAGCAAUUAUAGCUGGUAUAUACUUGCUAUCAAUGCUUUCAACAGCUAUUGCAACUGCAAGGUGUGCAAUGUAUGGAAAUUGCGGGAAGAAGAACUUAUUUGGUGCAAAGCUACCUUGCCCAGUAGAUGAGGAAUUCACCCCUGACCGUAUUGGUGUUGAUGACUCUAAGCUAUUGGUUCAGCUAUGCGGAGCAGAAUGGUCUCAAUUAGACUUCGUUUGUUGUACUGGGGAACAGAUUCAAAACCUAAAAAAGAAUUUAAAGAGAGCAGAGGCAAUUAUUGCCUCCUGUCCUGCAUGUAAGAAGAACAUGGUGGACCUCUUCUGUCAUUUUACCUGCUCUCCAAAGCAACGUGAUUUUGUUAAUGUUACAAAAAUUCAAUCAUCAAUGGAUCAUAAACCAAUUGUGAAGGAACUAGAUGUCUAUUUGGCACCUGAGUUUGCUUCAGCUUUCUAUGAUUCCUGUAAGAACGUCAAGUUUUCAGCGACUAAUGGCUAUGCUAUGGAUCUAAUCGGGGGUGGCGCUAAGAAUUAUAAAGAGUUUUUAAAGUUUUUAGGUGAUGAGAAGCCAUUGCUUGGAGGUUCUCCAUUUCAAAUCAAUUACCUCUAUGAUGAUUGGGGAACUGGGUACACUAUGUUGAACGAAACCGCCUACUAUUGUGAUGAUGAUGUGUUUAAGUGCGCGUGUGCUGACUGCCCAGAAGCUUGUCCAACAUUAGCAGCUCUUCCUUCGAACUCCUGCACAAUUGCAAACAUACCGUGCUUCUCAGUUGGAACACUCGUGUUGUAUAUUGUAACAUUUCUGAUUAUGGUUGGGGUUCAUGCGUAUGUUUUCUACAACCGCAAAAAGCGUGAAAUUGUGCUCGACAAUGAACAACAUGAAACUUUUAUCGAAGGCCAAGCAACCGGUGGCGAUAAUUUAUUCCAAGAAUAUCCUACGAGACGUCAUCUGCUAAAUGAUAAAAUAUCCUCAGUAAUUGGUUCAGUAGCUCAGCUAUGUGUGGAAAAACCAUAUUAUGUUAUUCUUGCUGGAAUUACAUUAAUUUCAGCAACGGCCUCCUUGCUUGCGUUUUAUGCUACAUUAGAGACCGAUCCUAUUAAAUUAUGGGUCAACCAAAACUCAAAACAGUACAAGGAGAAGCAGUAUUUUGAUGAGAAUUUUGGACCGUUCUAUAGGAUUGAACAAAUGUUUUUGGUUAAUGAAACAGGGCCAAUUCUAUCCUAUGAUACAUUACAAUGGUGGUUUGAGAUCGAGAAAGAUUUAACAGAGAACGUACACUCCAAAGAACUUGUGACAUAUCAAGAGAUCUGUUUGAAACCUGCAGAAGAUUCCACUUGUGUGAUCGAGUCUUUUACUCAAUAUUUUGACGGCAUCCUACCAUCAGAAGAUUCUUGGCGUACAGAGUUGAAGAGCUGUACUGAUUCGCCUGUGAAUUGUUUGCCAUCUUUUCAACAACCAUUGAAGAGUAACUUGCUAUUCAGUGAUGCGAACGUUUUUGAUGCAAAGGCAAUAAUUGUCACACUACUCGUUUCAAACCACACAGAAUCUUCGAAAUUGUGGGAAGAAGCAAUAGAGGAGUACAUUUUGAAACUAAAUGUUCCUAAUGGCCUAAGGUUAAGUUUUACCACAGAAAUGUCUCUAGAAAAAGAAUUAAGCGGGAAUAAUGAUAUAACAAUAGUUGGCAUUUCAUAUAUUUUGAUGUUCAUUUACGCUUCAUGGGCUUUGAAAAAUAAACUAGGAAAAAACAGAUUUAUUUUAGGUAUGUCUGGCAUAAUGAUUGUUUUUGGCUCUAUUAUAGUGUCAGCAGGCCUAUUAUCUUUUAUUGGUAUCAAAUCAACAUUAAUAAUUGCUGAAGUGAUCCCGUUCCUGAUAUUGGCUAUUGGCGUUGAUAAUAUUUUUCUCAUCACCAGUGAAUACGACCAGAUUACCGAAAACAACAGUAUAUUGGACGUUAAUUCCAGAGUUUUAAUGGCUGUUAGAAGGAUAGUUCCAUCCAUAGUUUCCUCGGCCCUGUGCCAGAUUUUAUGCUUCCUCUUAGCAUUAUUUGUUUCCAUGCCUGCGGUACGUAAUUUUGCAAUAUACUCCGCGGUGGCAUUGGCCUUCAACUUCUUUUUCCAAAUCACAGUUUAUGUGUCCAUACUCUCACUAUUCGAAACAAAAUUUGAGAAGCAUCUUUCAGGGGAAUCGAUAGAGAUUACAAAACCUAGAAGCAUUGCAAAGUUUAAGAAAUUUAUGACAAAAAGAAGGAAAAUCGUUGGCUUCUUUACUUUGUGGACUUUACUCUCGUUAUUGUUCUUGCCUUAUAUCAAAUUAGGAUUAGAUCAAAGAAUGGCCGUCCCCCAAAGUUCUUACUUAGUGGACUACUUUAAUGACACAUACAACUACUUGAAUGUCGGCCCACCGGUUUAUUUCGUGAUAAAAAAUCUUGACUUUACCAAAAGAGCUAAUCAAAAGAAAAUAUGUGGGAAGUUUACCACUUGCAAUGAGUAUUCAUUAUCUAAUAUAUUGGAGCGUGAACGAAGUCGCUCAACAAUAACAGAACCUGCGUCAAUAUGGUAUGAUGAUUUCAUGAUGUUUUUAAACCCAAACCUGGACGAAUGCUGUAGGUUUAAGAAAGGUACUACAGAAGUUUGUCCACCAUACUUUCCAUCAAGAAAAUGUGAAACGUGUUAUCCAAGCGGGUCUUGGGAUUUUGAUAUGUCCGACUUCCCUGAAGAUGAUGAAUUUAUGGAUUUUUUCAACAUUUGGAUCAACUCACCUAGUGACCCUUGUCCCUUAGGAGGUAAGAUGCCCUACUCUAAUUCUAUUGUCUACAAUGAUACAAAUAUUGUUUCCUCCGUUAUAAGGGCAGCACAUUCGCCUUUAAGAUGCCAAGAUGACUACAUCAAAGCAUACUUAGACGGCGACCGUAUUUCAAAAGAAUUUGAAGGCUUGGAUGUGUUUGCAUAUUCUCCGUUCUACAUUUAUUUUGUACAGUAUGGGAAUCUACUGUCUUUAACCUGGAGGUUAUUGUCGACUGCACUGCUUGCAAUAUUCAGUGUAACCUGGAUACUACUCGGAUCCGUAGCAACUGCUGGGAUCUUGACUGGUACCGUAGCUAUGAUUUUGAUUGACAUAGGUGCAUGUAUGGUUUUCUUUAAUAUUCCAUUGAAUGCCGUGAGUUUGGUUAAUCUAAUAAUCUGCGUUGGAAUAACUGUGGAAUUUCUUUUCCAUGUGGCAAGGGCAUUUACCAUGGUUCCUGUAGGUGUAACGAAUAGUCGUACGUCCAGGUCAUCUUACGCUAUAUCAACUGUCGGUGGCUCUGUAUUCAAAGGUAUUACGAUGACCAAGUUUAUUGGUGUCGCGGUUCUAGCACUUGCGAAAUCAAGAAUAUUUCAAGUGUUAUAUUUUAGGAUGUGGUUCUGUCUAAUUACUAUUGCAGCCCUUCAUGCCCUUAUAUUCUUGCCAACUAUAUUAGCCUUUUAUGGAGGUAAGAGCUACGUUGACGGUUAUAGUGAACUAAGGCUAGUUGAUGUUGAAGAGGAGUAG